Molecule: messenger RNA, 6322 nt
Organism: Schistosoma haematobium
Lineage: Eukaryota; Metazoa; Platyhelminthes; Trematoda; Strigeidida; Schistosomatidae
Product: Exocyst complex component 3
Exons: 7
Coding region: 691-1575 (294 amino acids)
Biological process (GO): exocyst localization; exocytosis
Cellular component (GO): exocyst
Molecular function (GO): SNARE binding
Source: RefSeq, a predicted model, not a curated record
GAAUUCCGCUUCCUAAAUUUCAAUGCUAGCCAUCAUCCAUUCCUGUUUAUAAGGUAAGUAGCUUAGUAGCAAUGUCGAGACAAUCCACACAGGAUGCACAUAUUCGAAAAGCGACUAAGCAAUCGCAGUUCUGAACAGCAAUGGUAAGAUUCAAACAACCAUUACAAAUGUAUUUAUUUAUUUAUUUGAACACAUAAAUAUCGGUACAAGGGGCAUCGAAUGUAUAUGCGCCACACAAGUCACUUGAUUUGUGUGUAGGCUGUGUUACUACCCGGGUGCCCAGACCGAAGCACAGUCAAUACAAAUGAAUAAUCAUAGUAAUUGCUUUAAGUAGUAUUGCAUAUUGAGUACAAUAUGAUAUUCUCAGUCUUUUAUUAGUUGUAAGUGACUAUUAUUUCUCGAAUUAGUAGGAUUCAUUGCAAAUAAAAACAUUUCGAUAACAAUAUAAUAAGUUAGGACGAAUUCUAACAUUUUGAUGAAAUACUUAUUAAUAAUUUAUUUAAAAGCAAUGCUGAAUGCUAGAGAAAAAAAUCUCAUUCCGUCCAAAUGUACACCUAAGAACAGCUAUUUUCUACCCGAGCUUCACGGUUCAAUAGGCUAACCACUGUCAUUAUAACAGUUACUUCCUUUUAAUCAUCUAACUUCUUUUUUCAAUAUUUGUUCCAGUUAGCCAAUGCAAAUGGUGCAUGUAUGAUUGCGCAUAGUUUUGUCACAGUAAUUAUGGAUGAAUUGACUGAAGAUUCACAUCUUAAAGGGAAUCUGACAGCUAGGAUUAGUCAUUUGAAAUCAGAAUAUGAAAAAGUAGCUGAACAAUGGAUAGCUUAUGCUGAAGAAACCGUAUUCAUGGAUUUAAAUCGUGUACUAAGCGUGAUUAUGACAUCUCAAUGGCUACGCCCGGAUGACAUGACAACACAAUAUCUGGUUGGUACAUUAGCCGAUUAUGAUGAAACAUUGAAGCAUACAAGACAAAAUUUAUAUGAUAAAUUAGCUGAAAAAUUGGCUGAACGGAUGUUAAUUGAAUACUUGAAAGCAUUAAUAAGCCGACGAAGUCCGCUUUCUACAGAAGCUGAUAGAAAAAAAGCUGGUGAGAAAAUCACACGAGAUGGACAUGAUUUAAAGAAUUAUUUUGAAGAGAAAAUGAAAGUGAAAAGUGAAGUAAUUGUGGCAUACGACGCUUUAACAACUAUCGGUCAGUUGUUCCUUACAACUGAUACAUCAAUGUUACCCUUGGAUAUUGCUAAUUUGAAACGUCAAUUUCCUGAUGUUCGUUCCGAUCAAGUUUAUGCCUUGCUUGUUGCUCGUGGAGAUGUUACAUCUGACAAUGCUAAAGGAAAGUAUUCAAUUUUUCUUGGGGGUUGUUUUUAUUUUAGAUUCGAUUGUAGUUGGCUGCUUCUCACUGUGGCUAAAUGGCAUUUUAUCGAGGUUGUAUGGCGAAUAACUGUGGAACCCAAUAGACGCGUUUCACCUCACUCGAGAUUCAUCAGCUGGAUGUCCCUGCAUCUCUCAGUGUUGAUGUUCACAUGGAGAUUUGAACUCAUCACCUCUCAGCUUAAGUACCAUCAUUUUAUCCACUGAGUUGCUGAUUCCGAUUUCUUACCAGGCCUCUCUAAUAGGAUAAAACGCACCUCCUGCAUCCUAUCUUUACCCAUUAUCCAACCUUAAUAAAAGCCUGUGACUAAAUGGCAGUAUUGGGAAAAUCCGUUUACGAUGCACAUAUACCAAUAAAGACUAAACAGACAAUUAUUAACAUUGAUAACGGGAGAAGGAAAACCUGUACAAGUUAGAUGAUUAGUCAGGCUUACCGACUUGUAUAGCUCAAUCUUCAAAAUAUCAGGUAUUAAGAAUCACAGUAUGUCCAAAGUCAUUUAAGAUUGAUUUUCAGUUUUAUUUUCAUUAACCAAAUAAUUCUUUAUUUUUCUGGGACUUAAUAUUCUGAGUACAAUACGCUAUUGAAAAUAAUAUCCUCCUAGAAAAACUCAUUAAUAUUCCGAGAAUAUUCUUCAAACUGGUAACACAAUUUCAAAGCUUUGUGGUAGUUUAAACAGCUUUAUUUAGUUUCUCGUUAGAUUUUGAAUUGUGUUGCCAUCGUAUCCCAAGUGUCUUGGAUAAUGGCUUCCAUUUCUUGCGAUUCACAAAAGUUCAGCUAAUUCUAAGGUUACUCACUCAACAAUCGCAACGGGAACGAGAAUAACUCUACCUGAUACUACUCCAUCAUUCGGAACUUCUAGAUACAACUGAAGUGUUCUGCAAAGUUACAAUACAGUUGCCAAGUAACCGACAGCUUCUAAUCUUUAUUAAUAUAGCGAAAGUUUCCACUGAUGCAAUACAACUCUCACGAACCAACAAAACGAUACGAUGGCUACCCAACAUGCGUCUAAACUCUCAAGUUAUCGAUGGUGAAACUACGCAACCGAAAACGGAGACUGAGUGCUUUAUUCUUAGCCUUAUUGUGCAUUGCGAAGAGGGUAGGGUUAUAGAAAAGAAACAACAAAAUCAGGCAAGCUACAGGCACAACCACAACGUAAUGUGCAACUACUCACUCCAAUGCUGUCUACUUGACAAAUUGAUCCAAAAUCAUGAUGCACUCCUUAUUGCUAGCUGCAUUUUCCUGGGAUUCAUUAGAUGACAAUCGGCUACGGCUAAGAAUUAGUUUCUACACGUUUCUUCCACUUUUAGCUUAUCUAACUUCGUGGUUAGACUCUUAUUACUUUGCAAUCGUAUGUGAGUACUAUCAUAACCAAUUUUCGUUUCGAAAACCUCUGAGCUUCAGUAAUGUUGCAUUCGAUUGUUCAAUAGCUUGACCGCUUUUGUCAGGCAUUUCCUGGAUACUCUGACAGGUGGGGUGAGUUCGCAUGUUUAUCCAUACUCGGAAGGUUCGGCCUUCCUAAUAUCAAUUGAUAGUCAGUGAGUACCGAUAAGACGAAGAUUCCGUACUAAACCACUAAUGCUCCCGAUUCCCGGUUAAAACCCAGUGUUGAGUAGUAGUAAUAAUUCUUUUCUGAAAGUCAGUACAGAAUACACACCAGUUUACAGGCAUCAUCAGGUUGAUACAAAUUGUUAGUUAAGACUCAAUUCACUUAAUCUGAAUAAACAUGGAUUCCAAGUAACUUCCAGGACGAAUUUAAAUUAGUGAGUAUUGAACAAUGAGAGCUGUGGGGAAUGUAAAUAAGUAAAUCAGUAUUAAUACUUUUUACUCCGUAAUGCAACGUGGUGUAGGCUACCAGUUGAAAUUCGGAGAACAGGUACUAUGAACCACUUCACUCGCGAUAUAAAUGGACUCCUAAGUGACUAUAGGACACUGCUUACGCCACCUGUGUACUUGGACUUUAUUUCUUCUGUAAUUUUAUAACGCAAAAAUAUAUUUACGUACUUACUAUUAUACUUAAAUAAGUCUACCAAUCACUUUUUAAGUACUUGUCUUGUGGUCGCUUUAGAAAUUAUCUGACUAUAUUCGAUACCUGACACAGAGUGUAAUCCAUCAAUAUCAGAAAGAUGUUCUAUUUAAAUAGACAAAGGUAUACUGUGCAAUACAGUAUAAUAAAUAUAUAGAGCGAUCUACGAAAACUGUAUAUAGUUCUCUGGUCACUUCUUGUUUGGCAAUUUUUCUGUUGUCGAUAGAUAUGUGUCAUAACUUAAAAGAAACCUAUUCACAGCAUAAUAUUAAAUAUAACGAUAGGUAGAGACCGUAUUUCAGUCUACUAAAACCGUGGUAAUAAAUUAAGCGGACCCUUUUGUUUUGGUGCUUGCCUUGUUCUCAUUUUACAGUAUCGUUUUCUUGUUCGUUGGUCAAAUAUUGUCCUUUAAAAUAAAUAUUUCCAGCUUCAGCACUUGUCCGCGCAUUCUAGCAAGUCAUACUUGUAAUUUUUAGGAGUUUAAUCUUCCGCUGAAACUGGCACAUGUAGUUCGUGACUGACGAAUUCCAGAAUUAGGAAACAGGGGAGCAAUAUAUUUAUUACUGUUCAGUAAUCAGUUGUCUCAUUCUUUUAUUUUUUGGUUACUCUUUUUAUUAUGCUUGCUUUCACUUUGCAUUCAAAGUCUUUGUACUCAUUUACUUUUUGGUUGAGUGGAUCAGCCUUAUUUCACAAAUCCUCCGGGGUAAUUGUCACUAUAUUCGGUCGAGUCUCGAACAGAACGAAAAUUGCUGUAUUCUGGUAUCCUAACCCAUGCUCAAAUGUAUUUUCAGUUUAAAAUAUAUGAUGUUAAAUGUUGAAAUUUAUGCCUUUGUGUUAAGUUAUGAAAGCGUUAUUAUAAAUUUAUAUUACUUACAAGUAGUAUCAUUUCACUUCGAGACUAUUGUGUGAACUCGAAUUUUUCAAUUUUAUCUAACCGUGACACUAUGAUUUAUUUUCUUAGCUUUCGGCUGACUCUCAUUACGGAAGGGAAUUGUCACAGAAGCCAUCACCGUUCGCAAUUUUCACACGAUUAGUCGUCGCAAUGGACACACAUUAGUACUCACUUUCUGGCCGGAAAAGAAAUAAUGUAAAAUUGAUCAAUUUCGUGACUUUUUCAAUCCCAUUAUUUUUAUCUUUAUAAUAUAAUCACUGAGUUACUUUCUACAUUUUGUUUAUUUGUCUUUUGCUUCAGAUAAACCCUUAAAUUAAAACAAUCAAAAGUUUAUAUUCUAACCAUUUUUGUUUAAUUGAACGGAAUGUCGAAAGUCACAUCUGCAGUUCUAUUUUUGUACCAUGUCAUCAGUAGAUCUAACAUAAUAAUGUAAGUAUUAAGUGCGACGUGACUUACGGUGAUAAAUUAUUAAAUUGAUUUGACAUACAUGGCCCUCAUACCAGCAGAGGGGACGAGUUUAUUUGCAUAACGAUACAGUAUACACCACGAAAACUGGGAUGUUCGAAGCCAUAUUUGCGCAUUGAAAAGAAAAACUGGUUGACUAAAGACGCAACUGGCAUUCUAGUUCCGUUAUAAUUGCGAAUAGCUCACAUUUGAUUAUAGUCGACGUAGACAUCAAGGGCCUGGACUUCAUAUCACAUAGCGUCAGAAACCUCAUGUCGUAAUUCGUGUGAAGUAAGAACUUCCUGUGGAAUUCAAUUGAGAAGCAUUAGGACUAGAAGUAUAGAGCGUUAUGAGUCGAAAUUUGUUGCAAAAAUAACUAGUCGUAGAAAAUAAGUAGUCCUUUAAGUCUUAAAAGUCAAAGCUGACCUCAUUAGUUCUACUGGACGCAUCCUUGGAUAUGCCAAUCGCCUAAGCAUCCGCAUCAGAUCACGAUUGUUUAUCCCAUGCUACUACUAGCCAAACGCAACUCCAUAUAUCGAUAGCUUUCCAAAUAAACCUCCUGAUGAGUCUUGCGAAUUGAACGCUAUAAUCGUUUCCUAAGCUAUUCUGUAACCCCCAAGCUAGAACUAUACAGCGACCUGAACACAAGAGAGAAGACGCAAAGUAUGCGAGAAAAUACUUUACUCCAAGGUUCAUUUUUGUACAGAAAGCACGGGUAUUUGUAGAUGUUAACACUUGUUAAAUCAACAUCAUAUCUUAGGCAAUCCGCUAAAAGACAUGUCAUACUUCUGACCAAUAGUAACACGCCACGUUGACAUUCCAGAAAGCUCCAUCAUGCUCUGAUUGGCUAGGACACUUCGGUUCCUCUAGAGGCUCCGUUGCAGUUGUCCGAAAGCCGAUUCCAUGCCUCCCCCGAAUAAGAUUUCUCCCUAGGGUCUACUUGUAGCGUGACAUCUGGGUUGUGGCGGCGUCCCAUUAUUCUUUUCGUCUGCCUUUUCCGAGGCUUUUUUUCAGUGUCCUUGGGCAUAUGUAGCGUUGGUGUGUCUAAGAUAACUCCAACAGGAAAUUUGGCCGGUUUUUUCGAGUCUGCAUCGUUCUUUUUUCCUUAUGGGUCUGAUUCGUAUGUCGUAUACGUGUCCCAAAAGAUCCUCGGACUCUGUGCAGGACGUUUCCCGAUUUUUGUACAACUUUUCUCGGCUCCCAUCGGUUCUUCCCGAUGUAGGAUUUAAUGAAAACUUCGUCGCCAAUAUUGAAGCUCCGGAUAUUUGGAUUUUGACUGUUCCCAUCCACUAAUUUGGAUGGCAACAUGGCAUUGAAAACGGUCCGAUUACGCCUUCCGAGCAUGGCUUUGGCAGAGGACUUACCAUACGGAACAUUUGGGUUCGGAGUGGCUCUGUAGGAUGUUAAAAAUUUGCGACUACUUGUCCAGUGGUCCCUUCGCCUCCUCCUUUCAGUAGUGCUCGUUUGAAGGUGCCCACGAAGCGUUCUGCCUGUCCGUUCGAUUGCGGAUGAUAGGGCGGAGAAAGAAGAUGAGUUAUUUCAUUUAUGCUACAGAAAUGCCUAAACGAUUCUGCGGCGAAUUGCGAGCCGUUAU